This is a messenger RNA of Chelonia mydas (Green sea turtle), 5035 nucleotides long. It is a transcript of the gene ENTPD7, whose product is annotated as ectonucleoside triphosphate diphosphohydrolase 7. Gene Ontology annotation, molecular function: nucleoside diphosphate phosphatase activity. Gene Ontology annotation, cellular component: membrane. The record is from RefSeq and is a predicted model, not a curated record. The transcript is spliced from 12 exons. Bases 208 to 2034 code for a protein of 608 amino acids. Gene Ontology annotation, biological process: nucleoside diphosphate catabolic process. Lineage: Eukaryota; Metazoa; Chordata; Testudines; Cheloniidae.
GCCCGGGGCAGCUUGCGGCGCGGCUGAGGGGAGACGCGCCCGGGACCGGCUGACGGGCGGGGCCCGCGGAGCUUCCUGCCCCUGGCUCGGCGCCCGGCCCGCGCCCACCAGCCCGGCGGGGCGAUGCCUCUGCGGCCCGCCGCGGCCCCGGGCCGGGCCAGGGGGGAGGGGCGGUGACGCGCCGCGGCCCGCACCGAGACGGGGCCCAUGGCCAGAAUCAGCAUUUCCUGCCUCUGCCCAGCAUCAUGGCAUUUCACUGUGCCCCUGGUGAGCCUGUGUCCCCGUCAGCGACUGGCCCUGCUGGGACUCUUUCUUGGAGUCUGUCUCCUGCUACUCAUGGCAGCCACAGAUCUGCGCAAUUGGGGCUCCUCUCCCCCCCCAGACAAGCAGUUUGAGAGGUACCUGGCACGGGUGGGAGACCUGGAAGCUACAGACACAGAGGACUCAACGCUGAACUACGGGAUUGUUGUUGAUUGUGGGAGCAGCGGCUCCCGGGUCUUUGUGUAUUUCUGGCCACCGCACAAUGGGAACCCUCAUGACCUGUUGGAUGUCAAGCAGAUGAGAGACCGGAGCAGCCAGCCCGUUGUCAAGAAAAUCAAGCCAGGGAUCUCUGUGCUGGCAACAACUCCUGACCAAGCCAGUCACUACAUGCGCCCGCUGCUUAGCUUCGCUGCAGCUCAUGUGCCAGUAACGAAGCACAAGGAGACUCCGCUCUACAUCCUGUGCACGGCGGGCAUGAGGCUGCUGUCUGAGAGACAGCAGGCUGCGAUCCUGGAGGACUUGGUGAGGAAUGUGCCCCUGGAGUUUGAUUUCCUUUUCUCUGAGUCGCAAGCUGAAGUGAUCUCAGGGAAGCAGGAAGGGGUCUAUGCCUGGAUUGGGAUCAACUUUGUCCUGGGGAGAUUCGAUCACGAGGAGGAGGAGGAUGCGAUGAUCACUGUGGCCCUGGGGGGUCAGGCAGAGUCCCUGGUGCGGAAGCGGACGGUGGGGAUCCUGGACAUGGGCGGUGCCUCUCUGCAAAUUGCCUAUGAGGUGCCCAGCGUAGAGACCUUCUCCUCCCCACAGCAGGAGGAGGCUGCCAAGAGCCUGCUGGCGGAGUUCAACCUGGGCUGUGAUGUGCAGCGCACACAGCAUGUGUACCGUGUCUACGUCAGCACCUUCCUGGGCUUUGGGGGCAACUUCGCACGGCAGCGCUACGAGGAGCUUAUGCUGAACCAGACUCGUGCCCACAACAGGCUGCAGGGCCAGCAGACGGGGACAAGUGCCGAGACACCCUUUCUGGAUCCCUGCCUGCCUGUGGGGCUCGAGGACACAGUAGAAAGGGGUGGCCAGACCCUGCAUGUCCGAGGGCGAGGAGACUGGCAGGCCUGUGCACAGCUGCUGCACCCUCUGCUGGCAGGGGUCAAUGGCAGCCAGGCCUCCCUAACCAACACUUACCAGGCGCCCAUUGACUUCAACAACAGUGAGUUCUACGGCUUCUCUGAGUUCUUCUACUGUACCGAGGACGUGCUGCGUCUUGGGGGCCACUACCGUGCACCCAGCUUCACCCGCGCUGCCCAGGAUUACUGCAGCCUGAGCUGGUCAGUGCUGACUCAGCGGUUCCAAGAGGGCCUGUACUCACCACACGCAGACCAGCAUCGGGUCAAGUAUCAGUGCUUUAAAUCUGCCUGGAUGUAUCAAGUCCUUCAUGAGGGUUUCCACUUUCCCCUGGAUUACUCCAGCCUGCACACAGCCCAGCUGGUGUACGACCGCGAGGUGCAGUGGACCCUGGGAGCCAUUCUCUAUAAAACACGGUUUCUGCCACUCAGGGAUCUCCGGCAGGAGAGCAGCCGGCAGGCCCACAGCCCCUGGCUCCGCCUCUCCUUCGUUUACAAUCACUAUCUCUUCUUCGUCUGCAUCCUGGUGGUGCUGCUGGCCAUCAUCCUCUACCUACUGCGGCUGCGCCGCAUUCACAGACGCCAGCUGCGCCCGGCUCCGCUCAACCUGCUGUGGCUGGAAGAGGUGGUGCUGUUGCCAGGCCAGGAACUGGGGCCCUAACGCUGCCACGGCCCAGGAAUCUGUCUGAGCCACAAUUCAGCCUGCUUCCAGCAUCUGAACUGGAACCUAGGCUGGAUGACAAGUGCCCAAAGUCUCCUGUCAGGAGGUCCAUCAUCUCCUCCUCCUAGAGCCAGAACCAGUGUCUGACAGGUCCCGAGCAGCACAGGACAUGGCUCUGGUGCUUGUAUUUCUGACAAACACAAAGGCCUGGAGGGACUUCCUGCUGAGGCAGGAGAGGUGAUACCCACUAAGAGGUGGCAUCAGCAAGGCAGAGCUAGCACUUCCUACUCAUGGAAGUGUAAAGGCAGCACAGUUGUAGCAUUUCCUCUGAUCUGCUAUCUUGCAAACCUAUGGAACUCACUGCAAUAAGAUAUCAGUGAGGCCCACAGUUGGUAGAAUUCAGAGGAUGACUAGACACUUGAAGGACCAACAAGAACAGCUGCUGUUCCCUCUGAAAAGUCAAUCCUAAAGGACUUACAGGUGCCUAAGCCAGCUUCUGCCUGCGAAGGAGCAAGGAGCCCUAGCCCCUAAGUCUCUGUCCUUCUGCCCUGUUGGGGACAGAGGAGCCCCUGCCCCUCCUGUCUUCACAGACAGGCUGCAGCCUUUGCUCACUUUUUCUCUCCAAGGGGACGGGACUGGGACCUGAAACCUUGGCCCUGGCUUUAUGGUCAGGCUGUGCCUGCAGCAGUCGGAGAAUUGGCUGGAGCUGGCCAGCCAGCAUGAUGGGCUUCCUUGGGCACUACCGGCCAAGCUGUCACAUCAACUCCCUGGAGCCAAAGGGCCAGAGUCCCUCACCUCAUCUUAUCAUAGAAUAUCAGGGUUGGAAGGGACCUCAGGAGGUCAUCUAGUCCAACCCCCUGCUCAAAGCAGGACCAAUCCCCAACUAAAUUAUCCCAGCCAGGGCUUUGUCAAGCCUGACCUUAAAAAUAUCUAAGGAAGGAGAUUCCACCACCUCCCUAGGUAACGCAUUCCAGUGUUUCACCACCCUCCUAGUGAAAAAGUUUUUCCUAAUAUCCAACUUAAACCUCCCCCACUGCAACUUGAGACCAUUGCUCCUUGUCAUCUGCUACCACUGAGAACAGUCUAGAGCCAUCCUCUUUAGAACCCCCUUUCAGGUAGUUGAAAGCAGCUAUCAAAUCCCCCCUCAUUCUUCUCUUCUGCAGACUAAACAAUCCCAGCUCCCUCAGCCUCUCCUCAUAAGUCAUGUGUUCCAGCCUUCACAGAAGGAGAGGGGUUUGACCCAGCACAAAGGGCUGAGCAGCAGAGUCUGUUUCCAUUGAUGUGUCCUGUUCCCAAGCAAUGGGGUGCCUUGUGGUCCAUAGGGCAUAAUGCCCCAGUCUGAGCCAUGGGGUCUCUCAGUUUCAGAGAGGGGGCAGCACUUGGAAACUGCAUAAUUCUGUGCUGAAGUGGGUUUCUUCUCCCAGAAGCUGGUUGAAUAAACAUUCUCCCUAUGCCCCCAUCCCAGUCUCAGGGCUUUAAGCCUCUCUCCAGCCCAUCUCUGUUUGGUAAAGAGGUGCAGAGACCCAAUGCUGCAUCCCUGCAGCUCUCACCCUAAGGAGGGGCGCUGGUAUCUCAGAUGGAUUACAUUUGAUGUCUUGUAAGGGCUGAUAAGACACUGGCCACAGCAACAGGACUGGAAGGGCCAAUAGUUUGUUCUCUGGAAGGGGAGGCAGUACUUGUCCGUGGGUGGGCAGGGGCCUUCCUCAUUCCAACCCUAUCCCAUGCUCAUUUGCUGCCAAAUCACUUUCCCUACCAAGGGCAGCAAUCCCUCCCCCAGCCAGUGCUGGCUCAACUUGACUAUGGAACCCCUGCUGUAACCUGCCUCCCCUGGCUCCAGAGGUUAGCUCUGGAAUUCUUCUGGCUGGGACUGCACUGGGUCUCUGCAGGGGUUCUGAGUCUUCCCCCACAGCCAAGUCCAGGCCCUGUAGAGACUCCUUUAUGGUGCAGGUGGUGAGGCGAGGAGCACGUAGGUGCUCGCCUUCCUCUGCCAUGACUAGCAGCUUUUUCCUCCAGCCUAGGGGUCUUCCCCCCAGCCUCUCAGAGCUGCCUCCAGACCUGAAAGCUGCUACUGGUGAGCACGGAGCCUCUGCUACACAACCCCAUCUGUGUGUACAGGUGGUAGAGUUCCCCUUGGUGAGCUGGAGGCUGGUCCUGGCAGAAACCACCAGAAUCUGAGACGUCCUGGACUACAACUGGGUGGAUCCCCAAGCGCUUGGUCAGUGCAUGAGGCUUUCCACCCUUGCAUACUGCAGGGGGUGGGGGAGGCCUUGUUGCCCACCUCUUGGGUUUUCUUCAGGGGAUCCUGUGAGAGGGUGCUCCUUGUCCAUCCCAGGACCUCCGGAUCUUUUCCUUGGGCCCCCCCUCCCCUCAUGCAGCCAGUUCAAUUUCAAACCAUGCCAAGGGAACAACUAUACAUGCUUGUGCUCCACACGUUUCACUUCCACACCCUCGUGUCUUGCCCUAAUAUCAAGUGGUGGGACUGUCUACCUCCUGUAGAGAGGGUGAGGAACCCCGCCCCAGUGGCCCAGCCUCUAUUCCACACUGGUCUCACAGCCCCCCAGGGAUACUGAGACCUCCUGGCCCUGGACAAAGUGGCCAUGUACACCACCAGGAGGAUGCUGGAUGCUCUGUGACUAGGACCUAUUUCUGGUCCUCCCUGGUCUCAUGCAUCCAGGCAGAAUUCCUCUGGCAGCACCCACUGGCUCCCUAGACAGGUUUGAGGGUUCUCUGCUCCGUGUCCCCAUCUAGAACUCCACUCCCAUCCCUGUUAUUCCUUAGUUAUCCCCUGUAUUCCUUUGGAUCCUUGGUCCAGUGGUCCCUCCCAAAAGGCUGAGGGAGGGGCCCUUAGACACAAGUGGUCUUGCACCCACCUGCCUCCUGGAAAUUCCAAUAAGGCCUCCCCUCCUUGAGCUGGGCCAUACAUCCACUGUUUGAACCCACUUGGAUUACUUGAACCCCCCACUCCAGUUACUAGAGCAAUAAACAAUCUAUUGACCACCCA